CGUGACGAUACAUAAUGGCGAUAAUUUCCAUUAAAACGCGAAGUAAUCCACCAAACUUUACUCAUUUUUUCACGAAAACUAUUAAUUUGCGAGUAUAAUUUUCCAUAUCAGUUCGUUUUUAUUGUUUUUUUUUUUUUACAUAUCGUAUAUCCGGCUUCGCCAUAAGUGACCGGAUAUCCUGUAUUUAUUUAUUUUAAUAAAUCACUUUAUUUAAAUUAUCGAUUAAUUAUAACUGACUAAUAGAAUAAUUGUUGAUUUGGAGAUGAUCAAAAUAACAGUUUAUUUUAUAAUGAGUAAUCUAAUAAUGGAAAUGUGAUCCACAAUAGCAUUAGAGCAAUGUGGAGGGGGAAAAAAAAGGUUCUCAGUGUCGCACGAUAUUGCGUCAUCUACUGUUAGUCGGAAAGUUGAAAGUUUCUAACGUGAUACUGUUUAGUGGUGUUAUUUAACAACAUCCAGUAGAUUACAUACAAAAAAUUAUUAUUCAUAUCCAAAUAUCUUAUAACUCAUUAUAAGAUUAUUAAGUUAUUGAUUAAUUAAUAAUGUUUAAUCCAAUGCAAACGGAUUAUUAUCGGUUUUGUAAAGCAGUGCGAAAGGGAAAUAAACUUGCAGCACAGAAUUUGAUUCUCAAUGAUGCUGUUCUGAACAUUCUCAAGGAAAGAAACGAAACGCUUCUUCAUGUCGCAGUUAACAAAGCUUCCGUUGAAAUGACUAAAAAUCUCAUAAAACAUGGAGCUAAUAUUAAUAUUUUAGAUGAAAAUCAUAAAACUGCUUUAAAAAGAGCUUGGACGACUAUAUCACAUUAUCAACGUGAACUUGACCAAUACAUCUAUAAUUGGGGAAAGAAUUUUGGUUAUGAAGACUGCUGUGCAAAUAUUAUACGUAAUAAAAAAAUAAUAGAAAUUCUACAGAUACAUGUAGUUAAGUUAUGUGUUGCUAAACUUGAAGUAAAUAAUGGAAAUUUUAAUUAUUUAAUACCGUGUCAACAUUUUAUAGAAAAUGAAUUAGAGCAAACAAUUGACAUAAAACAUUUUGAAAAACAAUGUGUAAAAGAAGUUGAACAACUGAAAACAGAAUUUAUUGAUACAAUUAGUUUUUAUGAUUUACUAACAAGACGGAAUUAUUUUCCAAUGAGAUUUGUUAAAAAUGAAGAGGUUGAAAAAACCUUGAAUAAUGAAAUUUGGAAUACAAAAUUUCCAUUGUAUAUAGAUAUCAUCAGAAAUCGUUUUCAAAAAAUAAAAAUUCAAAAAAGACUGCAGAAUCCUGCUAAAAUAUUUUUUAGAAAUCAUAUCAGCAAAGAGUUACCCAACGAAUGCAUUGAUAUGAUAUUUAGUAAUUUCAAUAUUGAAGAGUUGAGCAUGUUCGUCCGAAGUUAUAAAACUAUAGAUAAAAAAAGGAAAAAAAAAUAAUGAAAUUAAUGAAAAGAUCUGGACUCCUAUCAAAAACAGCUUACUACAUCACUUCAGAUUUUUGGUUCAUGGUUUUCCUGAAGAAUAAGCACAAAUGUGGAUGUAGUUGAGAAAAAAAUCAGUUUCAAUGGCAACCGUAGCUUUUUAGUUUAGUUUUGAUGAAUGGAUUACAAUGUUAACAAUAAAUAUGAUGCAGAAAUUAAAAGGAUAUUUUCUGUUUAACUUCUUCAAAUGAUGUUCAGAAAAUUAAAGAU
Chelonus insularis is the source of this 1660-nucleotide messenger RNA. RefSeq lists its product as uncharacterized. The record is from RefSeq and is a predicted model, not a curated record. Gene Ontology annotation, molecular function: protein binding. The transcript is spliced from 2 exons. The coding region runs from base 540 to 1406 and encodes 288 amino acids. NCBI's taxonomy places the organism in Eukaryota, Metazoa, Arthropoda, Insecta, Hymenoptera, Braconidae.